This is a messenger RNA of Molossus molossus (Pallas's mastiff bat), 7809 nucleotides long. It is a transcript of the gene CFAP46, whose product is annotated as cilia and flagella associated protein 46. The transcript has 59 exons. The coding region runs from base 1 to 7809 and encodes 2602 amino acids. Gene Ontology annotation, molecular function: protein binding. Gene Ontology annotation, biological process: cilium movement involved in cell motility; axoneme assembly. The record is from RefSeq and is a predicted model, not a curated record. Lineage: Eukaryota; Metazoa; Chordata; Mammalia; Chiroptera; Molossidae.
AUGGACCUGCUCAUCACGCAGGAGCUGGCCCGCGCGGAGAGCCAGCAGGACGCCGCCUCCCUGAAGAGGGCCUACGAGUUGAUUAAGUCCGCCAACUUGGGGAAAUCCGAGUUUGACCCCACGGAGAGCUUCAGCCCCGACCUGUUCGUCCUGUGCGCCGAACAGGCCCUGAAGAUGGGGCUGCCCGAGGUCAGCGAGGACUGCAUCCAGAUGUACUUCAAGGUGAAGGGGCCAGUCACCCAGUUCAUGGGCCGGGCGCACCUGUGCAGGGCCCAGCUGUGCGCCCCCACGUCCACGGAAAAUCUGGAGGAGUUUGAAAAUUGUGUGACUCAGUACAUGAAGGUGAUCAACUUUGCAAAAGGAGAACCCAGGUAUUACUUCUUGGUCUAUAAUGCAUCGGUCCUCUACUGGAGAAUGCUGAGGCCCUUUCUCAAGCCUGGCUAUUACCACUACCUGAUCUCCAGCCUCUCCCAAAUCGUGAGCGUGUUAAAUCAGACCGAGGAGGAGGACAAGGACUGGCAGGCAGAGCUGAUGCUGGAGCUUCUGGAGUGUUACCUACAAGCUGGGAGAAGAGAGGAGGCCGCGAAGUUUUGUGUCACCACAGCGCCGUUCAUAAAAGCUCACGCGCCGCACAGAUACCGACAGAUGUUUUCUGUGAUGGUACGACAUGAACUGAUGGACGAGCUUCACUUAGUGGAAGAAAAGAAGACUUCCGUCAGCCUGUCCGUCACUUUCCACAUUAACAAGCUGAAAGGAAAAUUGGAUAAACAUCAUAUACCUGAAGACGCCAACAAAGUUCUGAAGAACACCUAUAAGCAGCUGAGUCACUAUAAUCACCAGCGCUUCCCUUCCAUCCGAGAGGAGAAAAUCGUCCUGCUUUUUGAAUUAGCUUAUCUUGCUUUGACCUUGAAAUGUGAGAACAUUUCCUCCAGCUGCCUCGCAGACUUGAAGAAAAUGGACAGCAAAGAUCCUGGGAAGCUGAUCGAAAUCGAAUGCCUGGAGUACGAAUUAGAAGCUUUGAGACUCGAGAAUAAAAUGAAAAUCUACGUCCGCGCAGCUGUGGAGACCCAGCUGAAUUUAAUACAGAGGCUGGACAUUGUGCUGCAGCGAGCCAUCCGCCUGGGCGACCCCCAGAUCAUCCAGGUGGUGUGCACCACCCAGUGGAACCUGUGUCUCCCUCUGCUGCAGCACAACCUGCGGCACCACCUGCGGAAGCCGCUGACCAGCAUCGCGGACAUCCUGGAGAAGGUGGACAGCCUCAUGGUCCUGCUCCGCUGCCAAGUGCACAUGGAGAUGGCCUGCAUCGAGGAGGAUGAGGAUCGGCUAGAGCCCGCCAUGGAGCACCUGCAGAAGGCUCUGCUGCUGGACAGCCAGGGCCUCUACCAGGAGAAGCUCAAGAUGGCCUUCAACCGGCUGCACCUCUGCUCCAUGCUGUACCAGUCCCCCCGCCGUGCGGAGGACAAGGCCAUCAUGGCCAUCGAGCAGGCUAAGAAAGCUAUCCCCAAGGACAGUGUCCGGAAGAAGCGGGCCCUCCUGGUGAAUGCAGGCCUGGCCCUGGCCCCCGACACCUUCCAGAUAGUGCUCGACAGCGAGAACGAGGCCAAAGUUUCCACCGGGAGAAUCCGGGGCCGGUUCACCGCCCUGUUCUCGAAGGCACGGCACCACACCAUCAGUGUGGACAAGGCUGCCGGGCAUCUGCGGCGUCUGGGGAACAAUAAUGACAAGGAACGAGUACAGAUUUGGGCAGAGCUCGCCAAGGUGGCCCGGAAGCAAGGCGUGUGGGACGUUUGCCGGACGGCCAGCCGCUUCUGCCUCCUGUACGACAGCGUCAAGGUGAAGAAGCUGUCCCGGGGGAAGAGAGGAAGGAAGAAGCGGGCCGGGGAGAGCUGGGGGUCGGACAGCAAGGCCCAUUCGCAGGUCUUGCUGCCGCGGCCCGGGUCCCCCAGCCUGCUGCGGAAGUUCGCGGAGGUGGGCUUCAUCAGUGCCGAGGCCACCGUCCACUUGCUGCAGUCAGAAGGUGUGGAGCUGAACAACUGUCCCAACCCCCCCGAGGACUCGAGCCAGCACCCAGCAGGCUACAUUCUCGAGGCCCCCGAGGACAACUCGGAGUGGAUCACGUACAGGACCUGGAUCGAGAGUCUGUCGCAGUACGCCAUGCACAACUGGCUGCGGUCUGCCGAGAUCGGACAGGAGAUUCAGGAAGCCUGGAUCGUGCAGAACGCCGUGGUCUACGUCCUGAACCACAACCACCAUCUCAUCAUGGCUGGGAGGCAGAAGGAGCUGGUGGACGCCCUGUACCACCUCCUGAGCAUCGUCAAGACCACUGGCCACAACGGUGACUCUGUCAUGCUGGUGAUGCUCUGCAAUGCGCUGGCUCGCGGCCUGAUCAUCAGCUGGAUCCCAACCCAGACGCCAGAAAAAGCUAGAAAACUCGUGAAACCAAACCCGUUGCACACACCACUGGACGCGGGGGCCACCUCUGAAGUCAGAACCGCGGUGGAGGUCUGUGAGUUUGCCCUGAACCUGACCAAUGGAUCGGUGCCGGAGGAGGCCGUGCCCACCAAGGCCCGGCAGCAGCUCAUCGCCACCUGGGUGAAGGCCAAACAGCUGCUGCAGCACCAGAUCGGGUCGAGGCUGGGCACGGAGGAGCAGAGCACCAAUGAAGACAUCAACUCCGUGACCAGAGUCCUUGUCGCCCUGGAGAUGUACUCCUGCAACGGGCUGGGCCUCAUGGACUUCACCGUGCCCCCGUUGGCCCAGCUGCUGGCGAUGGCCUCCGAGUGCACCUGGGCGGACCCCCUGGUGGAGCUGCAGACACUCACCCGCCUCAGCCACUUUGCCUGCACAGCCCGCGACCAUGAGCUCACCAUGGCGUGCUCGCACAAGGCCGUCCAGACGGGCGUCAAGUACCUGAAGACGUUAGAUCCGGUCCAGGCUCAGCUGGCGGCGGAAAUGCUGAGCACCAGUGCCUGCAUCCAGGGCAGGAGCAUCAUGGAGAACCUGAAGGGGCAGAAGCAGCUGCGCCUGGCGGCCACCAAGGCCUUCAUAGAGGGCGUGAGGUUUGGGGGCAUCUCGAAGAACAGCGCCCUGGUGAUGCUGGCCACGCGGCACUACUGGAACACUGAGCUCCCACUACUGUCCUCAGCAGCCAACAGGAAGAAAUCCAAGGGCACCAUUCAGAACAUCAUCACCAUCAUCAACAAGACAGAGGCCAAAAAGCAGGAAAAGGAAGUGCAGCUUCUGCACCAGUGGCCGACUGCGGACUUCCAGAGCGGAGGGGCCUCCGAGGGCAGCUUCCUCCCAGAGGCCGAGGACGACCUGUCCCUGCGAGCCGCGCUCUAUGGGAUGCUGUUCCACUGCCACGCCGACCAGGACGACUGGGAGGGCGGCCUGAAGGUGCUGGACGAGGCUGUGCAGGUGCUGCCUCGGACGGCGCACCGCCUCUUAAUUUUCAAGCACAUGGUCAUUGUGAAGGCCAAACUUGGCCAGAACUUCACAAUGGAGAUACAGAAAUUCAAAGACGAGAGUGAGGAAUACCUGGCACACAUGUGGCACCGCCUGGCCUUGAACUCAAAGAAUGUCUACGGGGAGCUGACCUGCUACCAGAACGCAAUCCAAGCCUUGCAGAAACCAGAGAGCGAGUGGCACAAAGUGGACUACAUCAUGGAGUUCGGCGAGUGGCUGUACUACAAGCAGUUCCCCAUCGACGACGUGGCCUUCCACCUGAGCUGGGCGAUCGACAUCCUUCUGGGGAUGAAACCUGCCCGGGACGCCCCUGAGCCCGCAGGCGCCCACCACUGUGGCCCCCGUCUUUCAGGAGAGCAGGCGCCCACGCAGGCAGCCCCAGAGAGUCCGGGCUCGGAGGACACGGAGACCGUCUCCUUGGAGAAGCUGUGGAACGUGAGGCAGUUGGAGGCGCUGGCCCGUGCCCACAUCCUGCUGGCCCUGAUGGCGUCCCCAAGUGCCGCCAGCUACCAGGACCACUGCCUCAUGGCCUUCGCCUUCCUCCGGCGGAUCUGGCAGGUUUCUUUAUUAACAGCAGGAAAAUACAUUUCGGAAAGUAAAAUCCUAGCAUCAGCCAGUUCGCAUUUAUUGUUGAAAAAGGACAAGGAGAAGGUCAGGGACAAGGACAGAGAGAAGAGCAAAGACCCGAAGCAGGGUCAGGCCUCCGUGUCCAGCAAAGAGCCGGAAGAUGUCCCAUCAAGUGUGGAGGCCUGGGCCUCCUAUUUCUGCCCGGAGGAGGUGACAUCCAUGUUCAGACAGGACAAGAGUGACUUCACCGUGAACGUGUGCAGCAUCCAGAGGCCGAUGUACACUUUAUAUUAUCUGGACCAGUUGGUCAAGGCCCUGCAGAAGAUGUCCCUUCAUGAGCUCACGAUACCGGUCCUGCAGUUGGGCGCCCUGAUCUCGGCUUGCGUGGUGGACAGCAAGAGCCUCAAAGACCUCUACCACCUUCGACUUGUCCUGGUCUGCUCCGACCUGAAGUUGAGGGGAGCAGCGGCUGCCCACGAGGACGCGGUGGGGCAGGUCUACAUCGGGGACAUGGAGCAGGCCAGCUGCAGAAAAGAAAUUGCCUUGAGAAAGGAGAAAAACAGGGAACCACUGUUGAAAGAAAGUCUGCAGACACCGAGUGAGCCCCAGGCUGCUGUGACGCCGGCAGAGACGAGGCCCCUCGUGGCGAAGGACCAGAUCCUGAAGAUGGAUGCAGAGACCGGCAGAGGCCUGGACGGCACGUCCUUCCCCCAGCUGUGGGCCCUCAAGGCAGAAGUGCUGCUGGAGAUGGACCUGUACCAGCCCGCGAGGCUGCUGCUGUCGGAGGCCUGCCAGGCCUUCCAGGAACUUGGUGAUCCUUGUGCAGAAUCCAACUGCCUGCACCUCCUGGCACAGUUGGCUAAUAAGGAGAAAAACUUCAGCCAGGCCAAGAAGAUGGUGGAGCGCGCGCAGAGCCUGGGCGGCGGGGAGGAGUUCUGGUACCGGUCCACGCUGACCCUGGCGGACACGCUCCUGUCCAUGGAGAAGGAAGGGAGAGAGAUGCUGGUCUGCCAGCUGUUUCAGAAGCUCAUCGAGGUCUUCAAGGUGCUCAGGAGAGAAAGACCGAACCGAGCGCCCUUGCUGGAGUUCAUGACCACAGACCUGGAAGCCAGGUGCUUGAACCUCCGGACACAAGUGGCCCAGGAGACAGUUGGCAGUGAACCUUCUCAGUUCCCGUCUUUGCUGAGCGAGCUGGAUGGCUGCUUGCAGGAGGUCGAGGGGAAGUUUACCGGCUGUGGCUACAGAGAGAAGUGCGUGGACGUGAAACUCCAGCGGGCGAAGAUAAAGAGGUUGUGUGCCCAGAGUGAGCCAGACGAGGAGCAAAGGACCGCCUACUACCUGGAGGCCCACGGCCUGGCCCAGCGAGCCGUGGCUGAGGAGGAGGAGCUGUUCCGCCAGGUCCAGAGCCUCCUUUCCCUGCAGGAUCUACAGAACGUCAACACGCCUCUAAUGAGGAAGCUGGCGCGCCUCAAACUGAACCUGGUGGAGGUGUCCCUGGACAUGAUGCAGCUCAUCUGGGAGGAGGACCUGGAGCAGGAGCUCAGGCACAGCUCCACGGACAAGCUGCUGGCCAGAUACCUGCAAAGCACCAGCGACUUCACCGCCGUCGGCUUGAAACGGUUCACCCUGAAGCGGACCCUGGCCCACGUUGCGCUGGCACAGCUGGAGAGCCUGCAGCCGCUGAGCACCAGCUGCGUGGAGAUCCGUGCUCAGCUCCUGGGCCUGGUGGGGAAGGCCUUGCACCUGCUGGCUGUGCGGGUGGACCCUGUGCGCCCUGCUUUCUACUGGGAGGAGAGCCUCCUGGUGGGAGCAGAGCUGAGCAGCCUCAAGUGUCUGGAGGUGAUCCCCGAGGACGAGGACAGUGAGGGCCACAGCAGCAGCCAGCUGGCCUCCAAGGCAGCCUCCGAGGAGCGCAGAAGGAAAGGCUUAGACCUGAAGAGGAGGAAGGCGCUGGCCCAGCAGUACCUGGCCCAGGCAUCCGAGGUGCUGCUGCAGUGCCUGCAGGUCGCCCUGGGCAACAGCCUCCUGAAGGUUGCGGAGGCUGCCAGCCUGGAGAUGGUCGAGUGCAUUGGCAUCCUGGACCCCGUGGCCACCUGCCAGUUCCUGGCGCUGUCUCAGAGCUGUGCAGUCUCAGAGACGAUGCGGGGCGUCCUCCUUGCAGCCACGGCCAACACCAGCAGCUCCCAGCUGGCGGCCCUGCUGCAGCUCCAGAACAGGCUGAGGCACUCGGAGCGGAACCCCACCAGCCUGUUUGCCACCGUGGAGCAGAGGCUGGCUGCCAUCUCCAAGGCUUGGCAGAAUCUCUGGGUCACUGAACAACAUUUUAACCUCUUGAAUGAGAUUCCGCCCAGUUUCCGGAUCCUCCUUCUGCACCACUCACCUGACAGGACCCAUCUGUAUGGUGCUGUCUACGAGAGACCCAAGUUCAUCCCCACAGCCAAAGGGAAGCCCGUCCAAGUGGGGGACUCCUGCAGGGUGGCGCGGGUGGCCGUGAACCCGGCUGCCUUCUCCGGCCUGUUGAUCAGCACCCAGCAGUUCCGGGAGCAGACCCAGGCAGAGGUGUGCGGCGAGGGCCCGGCCCUGAGCCCAGGCCUGGAAUCAGAAGGCGGGCGCCCUGAAAAGCAGGGGCACCCUCUCCCGAGACUCAGUGACGUCCUGAAGGCCGCGGAGGAGUACCUGCGCCCGAUGCUCACGCUGCUUCACCGCUCUGAGCCCAGAACCCAGAUGUCCUCGGUGCUGGCAGAUGUGGGGAAACCGAAGGGGAAAGACAAGGAAAGGAAGCUCUGCUGGCCUUCUCCCGCCACAGUGGAGCCCGAGGCUGCCGACAGCGUGGUCCUCAUCGUGGACAGGCAACUCCUGGAGCUGCCCCUGGAAGGCCUGUCAGUGUUCACGGGAGGGACCGUCUCCUCGGUGUCUCGGGAUUUCUCCCUCCAGAUGCUGUUCAAUCGUCUGCACCAGGAGGAGGCAGCAGAUGGGGCCACAAAAAGGGACACCAAAGGCAAGGAGUCCAAGAAGAAGGGCCCAGGGAGGAGGGGCCGGAAGCGCAGCGCACCCCGGGUCAUCCCCCCCGACUGCAUCAUCAUCGACUCGGAUAACUUCAAGUUCAUUGUGGACCCCUAUGAGGAGGCCCAGGGCCCAGAAAUGCUGACUCCUAUCGCCGUGACCCAGGAGAUUCUGGAUAAAUUCAAAGAAACCUUCACCGCGCGCUGGGUGGGGCAUCUGGGGAAGAAGCCCUUCCCAAGCCAGGCCGCUUGGGAGCAGCUCCUGGGCAGCUGUGAAGGCUGCUUCUUCUACGGGAUGGAGAGCUUCCUGCUGCAUGUGUCAGUGGAGAGGUUGGCGGCCAUGAACUUGGAAGACUGCCAGCUGAUGGUCCUGCUGGGCCUGAGCCGGUCCUACGAGAGCAUGCGGCGGAUGAUGGAGUCCUUGGAGCACAAGAGUGCACCCCAGCUGUCCUUGGAGGAGCCCGUUGAAACGGCCAUCCUGCUGAGCCUGGUGGGAGUCAGGAGCAUCCUGGCAAACCAGUGGCUGACACCCCUGCAGGACAACGCGCUGCGGGCCAGCCUCCUGUGGGAGAACCUGCUGACAGUUGGCAAGUCAACCGGGAGAGUGGUUCGUCUCCUUCAGAAGAUGGAUGUCGAUGACAUGGUCAGCCACGACGAGUCUCCAGGGACCUCCAAGAACAGGCUGAUGCUCCGGCCACAGCUUCGGGGCCCUGAGCAGCUCUCCUUCAGCCUCAACCUGGUCCUGUAUGGGCUGCCGAACCAGGUCAUCGCGUGA